AUGGACGAAAUCAAAGAGUUGCGUCGUUUACUUCGGGAGGAACAGCGUCGACGCGAAGAAGAACAACGUCGACGCGAAGAAGUUGAAGAAUUAGCAAAAGCCUCGUUUCCACUGGACCUCCAGCGGUAUCUUGAGGCCUGCCAUUCGCUUGAUCUCUCUAUUGACGUCGUAACAGACCGAUCUUUGACUACGCAAGGAGAACCCACCGAUCCGACCGGCCGCAUCUUUCCUAAACGAAUCAUCCCUUGGGACAGCUUUGCAAUGAGACAAGAAGAAAUCUGGAACGAUCUCUCAAUCAGCGACUUGCUCCCUAAGCCCGCAUUUCCAUCUUACCAUCAGAUGGAAUACGUCAAGUCAUUGCUCAGGCCUAUUAGUAGUGAACAUGGGCUCCGGAACUUCGAGCGCGAUGUAGUAGAAAACGCGGUUCAGAAGUUAGUCGAUCGAGCACACAAAGAUCCAUUAGUACGAAAUAGUAUUGGUCUCCAGGGAAUAGUAACGUUCGAGAGCCAUACGAAUCUCGGCACGAUAAACGACCCCAUAUCUGCGUCCAUGGAGCACAUGUCGCUGAGCAGAGAUGGCGCCGAUGCUACAACGCAGGUGCAACUGCCGCCAGCUCCUAAGGCUCGUCGCAAAGCAAGAGGCAAGGGAAAUCGGGCGGACCAGUUCUGUAUAUAUAGGACUUCGGACGGCCAAAGUGCCCCAACUGUCGCUAUCGAAUACAAGGCACCGCAUAAGCUUAGUCUUGAUGACAUCACCACUGGGCUUGAGGCGGAAAUUCAGCCGGAACGUGAUGUGAUUAACAAAAGUGGCCAGGGCUUUGCUUUCACAGCCAGACGCCUCGCUGCUGCCGUCAUUACUCAGCUUUUCUCUUAUAUGAUCGGCAAAGGCAUUCAGUACGGCUAUGUAUGCACUGGACAGGCAUUCAUCUUCCUUCACAUUCCAGACGAUCCUACCAAAGUUUACUUUUCAGUAUGCGUGCCUAAUUUCGACGUAAUGGACGAUGAUGAGACAAGGCUCCAUCGCACAGCUGUCGCGCAGGUUUUCGCCUUCAUUCUCCAGUCUCUCCGCGCUAGACCACCGCCUGAGACGUGGCAUGAUGAGGCUGAGACGCUUGGUAUCUGGGAUGUCGAGUUCGAAGAUAUUCUGAGAGAUAUCCCGCCGUCGGAGCGUAAACGCAAGGAACCACGUGCCUCCCCUUAUAAGCCACAGCGUUGGAAGGGAUUUCAGAGAUCGCCAAUUCGCACUCGCUCCAGCUGCCAGCAACCGAACAGAAGCGCUAGACGACUAGAGGACGAUGACGAAGAUCCUCCUUCUCCUACGCCGAAUCCACCUCGCACGGGUGGGAGAGCGUUCUCUUCGGCGGACACGAGCUCGGGUAAAAGGAAUCAAGGACGGCGCAGAGGCCAACAGAAAGAGUUAGGUCCAGGGAAGAAGCCGGAUAUACAAAGCCGCCCAUUUUGUACUCAACGUUGUCUCCUGGGGCUAGCAUAUGGAGGACCUAUGGACAAAAACUGCCCUAACGCAGGCUAUCACGGGCAAGGGCAAAAGCGCAUUAGUCGACUAGAGUUUCUGCGGCUCGUCCGACACCAGCUUGCUGUAGACCGCGGACGGGAUGCGGAUUGCGUGCCGCUCCAUAGAUCUGGUUCUCGUGGGUCACUCUUCAAGGUGCGGCUGACAUCGCACGGCUAUACACUAGUGGCCAAGGGCGUGGAGGGCCUAGACCUUGCCUGCCUGCAACACGAGAACGAUAUGUAUGACCGACUCCAGCCCAUCCAAGGGAAGUAUGUCCCGGUAUGCCUCGGCACUAUUGGCCUGGUCCGACCAUACUAUUAUGACAGCGGGGUUUAUACGCACUUCAUGUUCCUCAGCUGGGCUGGACAGCCGAUCUUUGACUGUGUUGACCGGGCCAUGAAAGCGGGCAUUGGCAGUACUGUUUCCGUGGCGUUCAAGGCAAUACACAAUCUGCGUGUUCUCCAUCAUGACGCAGAGCCUCGCAACAUUUUAUACGAUACAACAAGCCGUGGGUUGAUGAUUGUGGAUUUCGAGCGCGCGGAGUUCCACGGCCGCCAGCCUUUAGCCCCAAUGCCUAACGAGAACCGGAAGAGGAAGCGUCAGACAUCACAAAAACCAAAGAAGGAUGACUUUGUGAGAGAGCUGGAGUAUGCUGUGGCAAGAGCAUCGAGUUGUAUCGCAAACUUGCCCAAUGUCGAGGAACCCUGA
Messenger RNA from Metarhizium acridum CQMa 102, 2220 nucleotides. The record is from RefSeq and is a predicted model, not a curated record. Lineage: Eukaryota; Fungi; Ascomycota; Sordariomycetes; Hypocreales; Clavicipitaceae.